AUGUCCGGGGCAAAUACCCCCUCCGAGAGCGGGUCAUCCACUCGUUCGCUCGCCUGGGACUACAGUCACCUCGAGCUGCAGCCCGUCACCGUCCACGAGCUCGUCUACAAGCGCGGCUUCGUCAAGGUCAACCACCGCAGGGCACCCAUCACCAGCAACGACAUCGUCGAAGAAAGCCUCGGAAAGCCGGUCUUCAAGCGCCCCAGGAACAAGCCAAUCUGUGAUGCGGAAGUCGGUGAUGAGAAGCGUACCUGCUUGAGUUUUGCUUACCCAUCCUUGCGGUCUCCCGUGGCGGCUUUGCUGCAGAAUGUCGGACCCUCAGAUGAGAUGUGGCGCCACUUUGACGUCUACCGGACGAGCGUCGACAUGGCCCUGUUGAAGCACAACCUGCAAUGCCCCGAGUAUGACCGGUUGACGUUCACGAUGAUGGACCACGAGCUGAAGCAUACUGGCGCGACUCCUGCUGCGAAGGUUGUCGCCGAGCUGCGCAACAACAUCAAGCAGCUCGCCCUGCACUCGAUCUCCUCCUUCAUCGAGGCCCUGAAGCUCGCCAAGGGAUCACGGCUCGAAGACACGCUUCGACUUAUGGCACUGCUCUUCGACAUCACCGAGACGUUGCCCACCGAGUUGCGCAACGGGCUGAAGAAGUUGCCCCCAGAGAUGUGGCUUGAGGCUGUCCCUCAAUUGAUCGCUCGACUGGAGGCGAAGAACUCGCAGGACACGAGGGAGGCGCGGAAUGCUGGCAUCGUCAAGCAGGUCAUCCUCGACGUCAGCAAGGUGUAUCCUCAGGCCCUCGUCUACCCAAUCACGGUCGCUGCAAAAUCAAGUGGUUCGGAAAAUGGGCUGGAGCUGUUCACGCUAUUCAGUGACAUGUCCCCGAAGCACAACAAGCUGGCCGAAGAGGCGAAGCUCGUCACCGAGGAGCUCGUUCGAUGCGCUAUCCUUUGGCACGAACAGUGGAACGAAGCCCUGGAUGAGGCGAGCCGGCUGUAUUUCCAGGAAAACGACAUCCCCGGUUUCCUGGCAACCCUCGACCCGAUGCACCAAAGGCUGAAGACGGCCCCGAUGACGAUCAAGGAACACUCGUUUGUUCAAACCUACUUCGCCGAUCUGACGGACGCGCUCAAGUUCUGCAACGCCUACCGCAUUGGCCAAGACCGAAAAGAGCUGGCGCAGGCCUGGGAAAUCUACAUCAACGUGUUCAAGCGGAUUCAAGGUCAACUUCGACAACUGACCUCUUUGGACCUGACGUACGUGUCGCCAAAGUUGAAGAAUGCCAAAGAUCUCUCCAUUUCGGUCCCCGGCACCUACGACCCAGCGCAAACGGACGAGGACAUUGUCCGCAUCAGCUACGUCGACACCCUGCUGACCGUCAUCAGCAGCAAGCAAAAGCCGAGGAAAAUGCAGAUGAGAGGCAGCAAUGGACGGGAUUACAUGUUCCUGCUAAAGGGGCACGAAGACCCGCGCCAGGACGAGCGUGUCAUGCAGCUAUUCGGGCUGGUUAACGCCAUGCUAGCGAAAAAUGAAGAAACCGGACGCACGAAUCUUGCCAUUCAGCGCUAUUCCAUCAUUGCCCUCUCGCAAAACUCGGGCCUGAUCGGCUGGGUGCCAAACUGUGACACGCUGCACACUCUCGUCAAGGAGUACCGCGAAAAGAAGAAGAUCUCGCUAUCCGCCGAGCACAAAGAAAUGCAAGCCAACGCGCAAGAUCUGGAGACGUUGCCGCUCGAUCAGAAGGUGCAACUUUUCAACCUGGCCCUCGCAAAGACGAGCGGCGAUGAUUUGCAGAAGAUUUUGUGGCUCAAGAGUCCCAGCUCCGAAGUUUGGUUCGACCGACGCACGAAUUACACCCGCUCGAUGGCCGUGAUGAGCAUGGUUGGGUACAUUCUGGGGCUUGGCGAUCGCCACCCCUCAAAUCUGAUGCUCGACCGGCUGACGGGCAAGAUUGUGCACAUCGACUUUGGCGAUUGCUUCGAGGUGGCCAUGUCCCGGGAGAAGUACCCGGAAAAGAUCCCCUUCCGGUUGACACGCAUGCUCAUCAAGGCGAUGGAGGUCUGCGGCAUCAAUGGCAACUAUCGUCAUACUUCGGAGCGAGUGCUCGGUCUUUUGCGUGCGAACAAGGAUUCUCUGCUCGCCGUCCUCGAGGCAUUCGUCAAUGACCCAAACAUCAGUUGGCGGUUGUUGGAAGUGAACCGGCAACGACGGAACCCCGCCGAGAAGCAGGACAUUUCCAAGAUGGUCAAGGACGAAGGGCUCAGUCAAGAGUCGGCUCGAAAAAUUGUCGAGCGGAUCAAGAGCAAACUCAUCGGGCACGACUUCGAACCGGAGCGCGAGUACAACGUCGUCGAGCAGUUCAACAAGCUCGUCGAAGAGGCCACAAACGCCGAAAAUCUGUGCCAAUGUUACGUGGGAUGGUGCCCGUUCUGG
This is a messenger RNA of Mesorhabditis spiculigera, 2427 nucleotides long. NCBI's taxonomy places the organism in Eukaryota, Metazoa, Nematoda, Chromadorea, Rhabditida, Rhabditidae. The record is from the annotation of a GenBank genome assembly.